AUGACAGGAGUCCUGCUCAGCCAGUUCCCCGACGAGAUCCUGCACAGCAUCCUCUCGUACGCUCCCCCGUCCGCCGCCAUCGCCCUCGAGCAGACCUCCAAGCGGUUCUCACACAUCACCAACGCUCCCCUUCUCUGGGCCGGCCACUGCAAGGCCUCGUUCCGCUUCUGGGACAAGCGUCAUGACAUCGCCGGCAAGUUUGCCAGUCCCGCAAAGAGCGUGGACUGGAAGGAGAUGUACAAGCUGCGGCAUCUGGUCGACCGUUCGACGACGGAGCUUCUGAACAGCAUCUUGUCCAGCCAGACGGGGAGGAUUGAGAAGAUCCAUCGAAUCGUCAGCUUCGGGUAUGACGCGAAGGAUACGCUGAUUCGGCAUGCGGAUGCUGAACAGGACCUUGACGACUAUCUGGCGAGACGGUACUACAGCAAUGCCAUCCUCGGGUGCCUACAUCGCACUCUGGCGAUUCCCACGUGGAAUAAGUUGAGAAACGGCGAAGAUGUGUCCCUCGAGUAUGCUCUGGGUGCUUUCGAUAUGUUCAUCCUAGACUCUGGGACCGGAGACUUUGACGACAUCUCCCGAAGCCUGAACAAUAUAGUAGGACGGAUGAAGCGCCAGUACCCAAAUAUCUCCGAAUAUACUCCUCGCGAACGUGCCGUGAUGACGGCCGAAUUCCUACGAGCAAACAACCUCACCGGUAUCGAGUCGGGCAGAGAAUUCUAUAACAUCGAACACAACUUCCUAGGCGCCGCACUCACCAGCGAACGACACAACUCUCUCCCUCUGAUAUCAGCUGCCAUAUACUGCUACGUUGCACAGCGACUCGGCCUCGACGCCCAUCCAUGCGGCUUCCCUUUCCACGUCCACGUCAUAAUCCGCCCCGAGCCCAACCAUGACCUUGCCGGCAACCGUCUUCCAGACGGCGAAGAAGGUGACUUCAUGUACAUGGAUCCCUUCCGCUCUACCAGCGAGACUCCGGUCUCAGAGCUGCAGAGUCAGCUCAACUUCCUCGGAGCCCUCACCCUCUCCCAAUCCACUUUCCUUCGGGAAUCCUUCACGGCCGAGAUAGUCCUCCGAUGCGGCAAGAACAUUUUAAACUCCGUCCUCCAAACGCCGCACUCUCGCCAGUCAUCACUUGACAUCGUGAAUGUCAAAUAUGCCGCCCUAUGGGCGUCCAUGCUCUUUGCAAAAUACGCAAAUCCUGACGGCCGACACCCGGCCCAGGGCCCCGAACGCCGAAGAGCCGAACAUCUCCCUCUCCGCCGCCAUCUGCCUUCGUUGAUGGAACACUUCGCGACCGACUUCCCGUCUGACGUGUAUCUCAUCGAACAGUACCUGAUCCCGCUGUUCCACGGUCUGCCUGAAUAUGAGCAUCUGCGCGAGAGCGUAAGUGUGAUGAAGGCUAGUGAUGAAAUACCGAAACAAGUCCGACGACGAGAUGCAGAACACGACAACGUGAAGUUCAAGGUCGGUCAACUCUUCCGGCACAAACGGUAUGACUAUAUCGGGCUGGUGACAGGCUGGGACCCGGAAUGCGGUGCUGGCGAGCAAUGGAUGGAGAGGAUGGGAGUUGAUCGUCUGAACGCCGGACGCCAUCAAUCUUUCUACCACGUCCUGGUCGAAGAUAAAAGCGUCCGCUACGUUGCAGAAGAAAACAUCGAGGUCUGCGAACUCGAAGCCUCCGAGAUCCCAGACGCAUUUUUCCAUUUCGCUGGCAAAUACUUCAAGCGAUUUGAUAUCACAACACGUCGCUUCGUGAGCAACAUCAACGACGAAUAUCCUGACGACUAG
Molecule: messenger RNA, 1788 nt
Organism: Arthroderma uncinatum
Lineage: Eukaryota; Fungi; Ascomycota; Eurotiomycetes; Onygenales; Arthrodermataceae
Product: F-box domain-containing protein
Exons: 4
Coding region: 1-1788 (595 amino acids)
Molecular function (GO): DNA binding; protein binding
Source: RefSeq, a predicted model, not a curated record